AUGUUAGCUCUCUUUGACCGUUUUAGCUUUGUCGAAAAUGUGCGAGAAACAUUGAAACAGAAGGAUGGUGUUGGUGUUAUCAGUUUGCAGAACAGUCUAAUAUCCAACUUAUGCGAACAGACUAUUGGAUCUGUUAGGAAUGUUAGUGAAGGAGUCAGAACUAUAAGAGAUAGAAUUUCAAGAUUCAAAGUUCUUAUUGUUCUUGAUGACGUGGAUGAGUUGUUUAAAUUUGAUGAAAUCUUUGGAAACCAUGAGAAUUUUGCUCAGGGGAGUAGAUUUACCAUUACCUCUAGAACUAUGUGUUCUAAUUUUGCUGUAACUAUGUGUUGA
Molecule: messenger RNA, 330 nt
Organism: Linum tenue
Lineage: Eukaryota; Viridiplantae; Streptophyta; Magnoliopsida; Malpighiales; Linaceae
Source: the annotation of a GenBank genome assembly